Molecule: messenger RNA, 3526 nt
Organism: Oxyura jamaicensis (ruddy duck)
Lineage: Eukaryota; Metazoa; Chordata; Aves; Anseriformes; Anatidae
Gene: GRB14
Product: growth factor receptor bound protein 14
Exons: 12
Coding region: 1621-2994 (457 amino acids)
Biological process (GO): insulin receptor signaling pathway; negative regulation of insulin receptor signaling pathway
Cellular component (GO): cytoplasm; plasma membrane
Source: RefSeq, a predicted model, not a curated record
CCUGAGAGGAGCCUAUUUAAAAUGUGGCUUGUCAUGCUCUCCAAUAUUAAAUCUUUUUUUCAUGUGCUUUAUGUACUUCCCAUAGUUGAGAAGACUUUGUUUUGGGCUGUAGCAAGUGGUCAGCAUGUUAGACAAAGUGAUAAUAAAGAGAGGGUAGGGAGGCAGGAGGGAACUCUUGAGUCUAGCUGGAAGAGGAAAAAAAAAAGGAUCUAACUAAACCAAAGAGCAGCUUUCUCAUUGCAACAUGCAGUAAUUUGAUUCCAAGACUGUGUUCUGGGGUGUACUAACUGAGUGUUUCAGUUCCUUCAAGAAAAUAAGUUGAGUCAAUUGUAAAAGAUUCUCUAAUACGACACCUUAAAAAUAAAGAAGUAUUAACAUCCUUAUCCAUCCAUUGGGGUGAUGCAGAAUGCCUUAUUUCUGUACCAAGAAGUAACUCUUGAGGGAAUGGUAUUUUCCUAAAUGUCACAAUGCCAAGCUUGCAAGAGGUUUAAAUGUCAUCCCAGAGGAGAGCUUUCUCUGAAAGGAAGAAAAAAAUGUUGUUUUUGAGUAAGAGCUUCAGUUCUUUAGUGUCUCUCCCCCUGCAACUGACAAAUGUAUAUUUUGGAGUAGAGCAGUCUCUCCAAGCCUAUAAAAUACCUGGUUUUAUUUCAGUAUUUUGGGGGUAUUUUCUGUCUUCUGAAUUACUCUGUUUUUUAUUUGCAUUAUUUGAUCAAAAUGUAAAAUUUGAUCAAAUGUACAAAAUGUAAAUUUCAUGAAGCAUCUUUACAUUCUGUCUUUUUGGGCUUAAUACUCAGUUAAAUCCAAUGGAAGUUUAACUUUCCAAUACUUGAUCUGUAGAUCAUAUGAGUACUAUGUCUUCUGCUAGUCAUGAGCUUGAUAUUUUCAUAUUGGGGUGAAAUUUAGCUGUAUGAGUGUAUUUUUUCUAAACUUGGUAGCUGGAAACUUCCUGAAGAAGCUUGUAGAUUUGCAGGCUCCAGUAAGGCUGUUACUCACCAGACUUGUCAGUGUGGAAGUAUGAAGCAGUGACUGGUGAAAGAGGUGGCAAAAGAAGAUUGGUAACAGGAUGUUGUUGUUCUAAAGAGGCUUUUAUUAUUUCAAGUUUGAGAGAUUCUUAUAUUCUUUAUAUUCUUUUCCUAAAUUCCUUAUGAUAAUGCAGUGAAGUCUGAGAAACAUGAUCAGAAAAUUGUGUGAGUUACAUGCUUUUUAUAUUAUAUUUUAAUUGCAUUUUCCCUUUGACAGCAUGAUAAAGAUUGGACGUUAAAACCCCAUAAUUGGCAGGGAGUCAUAUAUUUAGAUCUUAAACUAGCCCUAUGAGUAGUCCUACUGCAUUACACAGAGUAUGCCUCUCUUAAACAUGCACAACACAUCUACAGGAAAAUUCUUAUUUUUUUUUUCCCAUAAAUGCAUCUAAUAUUGCUUGGCAAUUGAAAAGUUCUUUCAAGAAUCUAUUCUGCAGACACAAUCUAAAGUAGUGAGAAUACUGAUUCUGACCUCCACUGCUGUGUUCCCUGUAACUGAGUUCUUUGUCUUUUCUUCCCUUCCCCUUUACCUAUUGCAAAACCAAUCUGCACUUUAGGACUCGCUUUGUAGGCUAUGUGUUUGUUUUGUCUUUAAUUUUUCAUGGCUUUUACUGUUCCUUUUGCAUAUGUUAGUGCUACAGCUGCUAACAUUCUCAGUAUCUCUGGCUUGUGUAAAAGCGUUAAAAUGCUGAAAUGCCCUAUGUUCAUCUGCAGUUUUAGAAAUGCUUCAAAAGACAGCAGGGUCUGGGGAAGAAGGCAGCUCUCCCAUGUUGUGGACAGCUUACAAUUUAUGAAUGCUUCAUUAGAGAAGGGGGUGUCAGGAAGACAUUCCAGACACCCCAGGCAAGGAAGAGCUAUAGAAGACCAUGAAUUAGUGAUGGAAGUCCAGUCAAACUGGGGAAUGCAAGAGGAAAACAAAUUGUAUUUUAGAAAAAAUUAUGCCAAAUAUGAAUUUUUCAAAAAUCCUGUGAGCUUUUUCCCAGAUCAUAUGUUAUCUUUUCCAAAUGAGACCAAUGCAGCUCUAAGCCACUCUGGGAUAUUACAGAUGUUCCUAAGCUCCAGCACAUAUCCUGAGAUUCAUGGUUAUUUGCAUGCAAAGGAACAGGGGAAAAAAUCAUGGAAAAAAAUGUUCUUUCUUUUGAGAAGAUCCGGUCUUUAUUUUUCCACUAAAGGUACAUCUAAGGAGCCAAGGCAUCUGCAGUUUUUCUGUGAAUUCAGCAAUAGUGAUAUGUACAUGUCUUUGACAGGCAAAAAGAUUUCUGGAGCACCAACAAACUAUGGAUUCUGCUUUAAGCCUAACAAAUCAGGAGGAACCAGAGACCUGAAACAGCUCUGUGCAGAUGAUGAGCAAAGUAGGACCUGUUGGAUGACAGCAAUUAGGUUGCUUAAGUAUGGGAUGCAGCUGUAUCAGAAUUACAUGCAACCAUAUCAAGGUAGAAGUGGCUGCAGCCCUUUGAAUAUAACACCCAUGAGAAGUAUUUCAGAAAAUUCUUUAGUAGCAAUGGAUUUCUCAGGACACAGAAGCAGAAUUAUAGAAAAUCCAAUGGAAGUCCUUUCAGUUGCAGUUGAAGAGGGAUUAGCAUGGCGGAGGAGAGGGUGUCUACGACUCAACUCACAUGGUAGUCCUAUUGCCAUGUCUGACAUGGCUAUACACAAAUCUCAGUCUUGGUUUCAUCAUAGAAUCUCUAGAGAUGAAGCUCAGAGACUUAUUUUGCAGCACGGACUUGUAGAUGGGGUAUUCUUGGUACGUGAUAGCCAAAGUAACCCCAAAACAUUUGUAUUGUCAUUGAGUCAUGGAUUAAAAAUAAAGCAUUUUCAAAUUGUACCAUUGGAAGAUGAUGGGAAACUAUUUUAUACCCUUGAUGAUGGUCAAACCAGAUUUACUGAUCUCAUCCAGCUAGUGGAAUUCUACCAACUUAAUAAAGGAGUACUGCCUUGCAAGUUAAAACACUAUUGCGCACGAAUUGCUCUUUAACCAAAGCAUCUGUUGUUUCAUCAAAGGCAGAGGAAGAUACUAGAAUACUUUUUCCCCUCAAGGCAAUUUCUAUAGUAAGAAGUGAAAAAGCAUUACAUUGUAAAGAUUCUAAGUUUUAGCUACCAAAUUAAAAAAUAAAAAUAAAAAAAUCUAUAUAGGUAAGAAUUUUGCAUUGUGAUUGUCAAAGCAAAAUAACUUUAUGGUUUUAAAAAAUGUUAUUUCAUAUGUAAUUCUUUAGUGUUGUCUUGGACUCUUGUUCUUUUUUUCCCAACUGAAAACAGUUUUUUUAAAAAAUACUGUGCGACUUCUACAAAAGUAUAACUGAUUGUUCUUGGAUUUAAAAUGAACUUUGUCUUUCAAAUGUUUCUCAUAAGUUCUGUUCAUUACAUGGAAGAAUAACAUUUACUGUGGAAAGGAGAGGCUGAACUGCACAUUUGUAAAUAAAAAGAAUAAAUAUUUUGCACUAUAUUUUUGAAUGCUACUUUGAGGGUAAUCAUACAAAAAGUGAAAAAUCAUUAAAGCUACUUGUAAC